GUGAAUCUACAAGUUUUAUAGUCAUGAAAAUAAAGAAAACUCUGAAUGAGAAGGUGGGUCCAAACUUUUGAUCUGUACUGUACUUGUACUUUUAUUCAGGUAUUACUAUGAGGUACUUUAUACAGAACUGGUUAAAGUAGAUUCAGGGUUUUAGCUUUUAUAAACUUCUGAUGUCCUCCAUCUCCAGUUUCUCCUGUCCUUCUGUCCCUCAGUUGGUCUUCUGUCCCUCGGUUGGUCUUCUUUCCCUCGGUUGGUCUUCUGUCCCUCAGUUGGUCUUCUGUCCCUCGGUUGGUCUUCUGUCCCUCAGUUGGUCUUCUGUCCCUCAGUUGGUCGUCUGUCCCUCAGUUGGUCUUCUGUCCCUCAGUUGGUCGUCUGUCCCUCAGUUGGUCUUCUGUCCCUCAGCUGGUCUUCUGUCCCUCAGCUGGUCUUCUGUCCCUGUUGAUCUUCUGUCCCCCAGUUGGUCUUCUGUCCCUCAGUUGGUCUUCUGUCCCUCAGUUGAUCUUCUGUCCCUCGGUUGGUCUUCUGUCCCUCGGUUGGUCUUCUGUCCCUCAGUUGGUCUUCUGUCCCUCGGUUGGUCUUCUGUCCCUCAGUUGGUCGUCUGUCCCUCAGUUGGUCUUCUGUCCCUCAGUUGGUCUUCUGUCCCUCGGAUGGUCUUCUGUCCCUCAGUUGGUCGUCUGUCCCUCAGUUGGUCUUCUGUCCCUCGGUUGGUCUUCUGUCCCUCAGUUGGUCUUCUGUCCCUCGGUUGGUCUUCUGUCCCUCGGCUGGUCUUCUGUCCCUCAGUUGGUCUUCUGUCCCUCAGUUGGUCUUCUGUCCCUUGGUUGGUCUUCUUUCUGUCCCUCGGAUGGUCUUCUGUCCCUCGGUUGGUCUUCUUUCCCUCGGUUGGUCUUCUGUCCCUCAGUUGGUCUUCUGUCCCUCGGUUGAUCUUCUGUCCCUCAGUUGGUCUUCUGUCCCUCGGUUGGUCUUCUGUCCCUCAGCUGGUCUUCUGUCCCUCAGUUGAUCUUCUGUCCCUCAGCUGGUCUUCUGUCCCUCAGUUGGUCUUCUGUCCCUCAGUUGGUCUUCUGUCCCUUGGUUGGUCUUCUUUCUGUCCCUCAGUUGGUCUUCUGUCCCUCAGUUGGUCUUCUGUCCCUUGGUUGGUCUUCUUUCUGUCCCUCAGUUGGUCUUCUGUCCCUCAGUUGGUCUUCUGUCCCUCGGAUGGUCUUCUGUCCCGGGUCAAGAGGUUCUUUGAUCCGGCUCAGUUUUCAGGCAGGAUCUGGUCUCAGGUGAGUUUUUGUCUCGUUUUAUCAGAACUAAAAUCAAACUUUGUGAGGAUAAAUAAAUUUACAUCAAACCAGAACCAGUGGGUUUUCAGCCGGUUCUGAUAAGUUCUUGGGUUCGAUUGGAUCCUGAAGUCCUGCUGAUGAAACCUACAGARGUCCUGUUUAGAUUCUUGAAUCA
Messenger RNA from Austrofundulus limnaeus, 1434 nucleotides. RefSeq lists its product as uncharacterized. The coding region runs from base 171 to 1358 and encodes 395 amino acids. Lineage: Eukaryota; Metazoa; Chordata; Actinopteri; Cyprinodontiformes; Rivulidae. The transcript has 2 exons. The record is from RefSeq and is a predicted model, not a curated record.